Molecule: messenger RNA, 1689 nt
Organism: Chenopodium quinoa (quinoa)
Lineage: Eukaryota; Viridiplantae; Streptophyta; Magnoliopsida; Caryophyllales; Amaranthaceae
Exons: 10
Coding region: 192-1223 (343 amino acids)
Cellular component (GO): Golgi apparatus
Molecular function (GO): GDP-fucose transmembrane transporter activity; antiporter activity
Source: RefSeq, a predicted model, not a curated record
UGUCCAAACCCCGCGAUAAAUCAAACGAUAUUUGGUCAGAUCCGAUUUAAACAGACGCCAAGAACGAACUUGACCAUUGGCGUCUUCGUCCGUUUGAAACUUUCGGACUCUUCUUCUCAACCCAGAAUACAUUCAACCAUCUUUCUUCAAUCAUCAUUUUUUCCAGAAAUUAGAGAGAAACAGAGAAAUCGAUGAGAGAGAUUGAGAUGGGUUCGAAUUCAGAGAAGAACAAUUUGUUACCGGUUUCUGAUCUUCCCAGAAACGACGAUAAACUCUUUCGAGGUUCCGCCAUGACUAAACGUGGAGCUUAUGCUGCCAUUUGUUACAUGGCUUGUGCUGUGCUCUUGAUAUUGUUCAAUAAGGCUGCAUUGUCUUCAUAUAGCUUCCCAAGUGCAAAUGUUAUCACCCUUUUUCAGAUGGUAUCUUCAUCUACAUUUCUCUAUGUGAUGAAACGCUUGAAGCUCAUUUCUUUCACUGUUGCAGAAUCGACUGCUCUUGAUAACCCUGUAACUCUUGUUCCUUUGAAAACACUGCUGCACACUCUACCUCUUGCAUUUACCUAUUUGAUGUACAUGUUAGUUACCAUGGAGUCUGUGCGUGGUGUAAAUGUUCCUAUGUAUACUACUCUGAGGAGGACUACUGUGGUCUUUACAAUGGUUAUGGAGUAUGUUCUGGUCCGACAAAAGUAUACUUCCUCUAUUGUUGGAAGUGUAGGGUUGAUUGUUCUUGGUGCAUUCAUUGCUGGUGCUCGAGAUCUGUCAUUUGAUGCUUAUGGCUAUGCCGUUGUAUUUCUGGCCAAUAUUACUACGGCUAUAUACCUUGCAACUAUUGCUCGAAUUGGAAAAUCCAGUGGCCUCAAUAGUUUUGGACUUAUGUGGUGUAAUGGUAUUCUUUGUGGACCAAUAUUGCUAUUUUGGACUUAUGUGAGAGGUGAUCUGGAUAUUACCUUCAACUUCCCUUACUUGUUCUCUCCUGGUUUUCUGGUUGUUUUGUCCUUUUCUUGUGUGCUGGCUUUCUUCCUCAACUACAGUAUAUUUCUCAACACCACUCUCAAUUCAGCACUAACACAGACAAUUUGUGGUAACUUGAAGGAUCUUUUCACCAUUGGACUUGGUUGGAUAAUAUUUGGUGGAUUACCUUUUGAUUUGCUAAAUGUUAUAGGACAGGUUCUGGGUUUUCUGGGAUCUGGUUUGUAUGCCUACUUUAAGCUGAUUGGCAAGUAGCCUUUAGGGCCAUUGCUUAUUACAACGGAUGACUAUUCUUUUACUGCUGAGUGCUGGCUGUGGUUGCUGUCGCUGGUUUAAAUAUGCAGUCGCUUGAAUUCCAAUAGGAAAUACAUUUGAUAACAUGAACCUAGAAAAGCUUGACAAGCAGCUAGGGUUUGUCAAUGACAGUAGGACUGAUUCUGUUUGAGCAACAAUUGUCUUCCCUAAUUACGGUCAAUUAUUAGGAGUAUAUCAGAAGGAAAUUGAACUCAUGAGCACUGAUCUGCGGCUACAUCAAUUAUUUUAUCAAAUUGGUGAUUUCUAGGUUUAGUUAUUUUUACUCUUUUAAUCUUUUUUUUUUCCUCUUCCUUGGGCAAAGUUUUUGGUAAAUAUUGUAAUUCUUUUGCCCAUGUAUUUCCUGUACUCUUUGUGAUAAACUGCUAAAGGCUUGAGUUGAGAUUUGCCUAAUUGGGCUACUCCUUCA